This is a messenger RNA of Argiope bruennichi, 1173 nucleotides long. RefSeq lists its product as uncharacterized. The transcript has 2 exons. The record is from RefSeq and is a predicted model, not a curated record. The coding region runs from base 1 to 1173 and encodes 390 amino acids. NCBI's taxonomy places the organism in Eukaryota, Metazoa, Arthropoda, Arachnida, Araneae, Araneidae.
AUGAUAUCUUUCAGCACCGAGUCAAAUAAAAGAAAAAAUAGGAUCCCUGAAUCGGUUUUAUUACAAACAUUUUCAGCUGCAGUGAACGGGACAAGGGGAAAGAGGCAUUUGCGUUGUAUGUUGGAUUGCGGGGCCAAUAAAUCCUUCAUCUUGAGAGAAGUGGUUCAGGAACUGGAAUUGAAAACAGUGAGCAGGGAAGUUUCAGCUAUUCACACUUUCGGAAGUGAAACCGCUAAGCAUCGUGUUUACGAUAUAGGGUUACACAAAAUUGCAUUUAGUACAGAUAUUCAGUGCGCUUUUUUAGAAGUAGGGAUCGCCGAGGAAGAUAGGCAAUUUCUAAAAUUCUUAUGGAUAAAAGGGGAUUGUCCUAAUCUCGGUUUCAGCCCUCACAAUAUUGAAACAUUCCAGUAUAAAAGAGUCACUUUUGGAAUGAAAUGCAGCCCAUUCUUACUUGCCACAGUCAUUAAGCUGCAUUUAGAAAAAUUCGAAAGUGAAUAUGAAGAAGUGUGUAAAAUGUUGAGAUAUUUGUACGUAGAUGACGUAGCAGCUGGCACGUCAAGCGUUUCCGAAGCUAUAAAAUUGAGCAAAGGAAGGAUCUACAUUCUAAGUCAGGCCAGAAUGAAUCUUCGAAGAUGGGCUAUGAAUUCCCCAAUUCUAAAUGAAACUUGGGAACAAGUUAAUGUUGACUGCCGUGAAACAUCCGAAGAAUUAUGUGUGCCAUUAAAAAUUCUUGGACUCAUUUGGGACAAUAUCAACGAUAAAUUUACCAUAGACAUUCAUAAAUUUUCUAAAAUGACGGACAGUAAUCUUUCAAAGCGGUUGAUUCUGAGCCUCUGUGGGAUGUUGUUUGAUCCACUGGGAAUGAUAACCCCUUUCACUGUCAGAAUGGAGUUGUUACUACAGAACAUCUGGAAUUGGGAGCUGAAAUGGGAUGAACCACUACCACCGGACAUUCAAGAGACAUUUCUAUUAUGGCUGGAUGAGGUAAAAACUAUCCCUCAGAUUUCUUUGCCUCGUCCUUACUUCCUUAAUGCAGAGACUCCAAUGGCUGAAGUUCACAUUUUCUGCGAUGCAAGCCCAAAGGCUUAUGGUUGUGUGGCCUACUUCAGGAAAGUGACCAACGAGAAAGUGAACUCCAGUUUCAUAGUGGCGAAAUGCAGCCUAGCUCCAUAG